Messenger RNA from Monascus purpureus, 183 nucleotides. Lineage: Eukaryota; Fungi; Ascomycota; Eurotiomycetes; Eurotiales; Aspergillaceae. The record is from the annotation of a GenBank genome assembly.
AUGGCUAAGACGGAUGAGGGUGCCGCGGAGACAGAGUGGUGUCUCGAAGGUGCAGAUGAGUCGGUGAAGGCGCAUGCGGAAGCGUAUCCACCUGGUUAUCCGGGGUCGGGAGUGUUUAGGAGGCGCCAUCCUGCUGAUCAGAUUGCUCUGAAGGCCCACAAUGCAGUUUCAUGCUGGAGUUAA